This is a messenger RNA of Rhincodon typus (whale shark), 993 nucleotides long. Its product is annotated as homeobox protein Hox-A1. Bases 1 to 993 code for a protein of 330 amino acids. Gene Ontology annotation, molecular function: DNA-binding transcription factor activity, RNA polymerase II-specific; RNA polymerase II cis-regulatory region sequence-specific DNA binding. The transcript has 2 exons. The record is from RefSeq and is a predicted model, not a curated record. Gene Ontology annotation, biological process: regulation of transcription by RNA polymerase II. NCBI's taxonomy places the organism in Eukaryota, Metazoa, Chordata, Chondrichthyes, Orectolobiformes, Rhincodontidae. Gene Ontology annotation, cellular component: nucleus.
AUGGACAAUGCAAGGAUGAACACCUUCCUAGACUAUUCCAUCAUUAACGGAGACACUGGGGCCUGCUCUUCCAGAAGUUACCAUGCAGAUCCAGGAAUUGCAACUUACCAGCCCUGUGCCGUUAGUAAUAAUAACUGCACCGCUGAUGAACGCUACAUCGUGGCCAGAAGUGUCCAAAUAGGUGCUCCACCUCCUCCUCAUCACCAUCACCAGCCUAGCUAUACACAUCACAACAACCUGGGCAUCUCUUACAGUGCCCACCCCAACUGUGGGGCAGGAUAUCCAGCCCAGAGCUUUAGCACAGGCUACAGUCAUCAUCACUACUCAUUGAAUCGAGAGGCGGAUGGUAACGGAGGGUACCCUCAGUGUGCUCCUGCUGUCUACCCUGGGAACAUUGGCUCGGCCAUCAGCCCUCAUCAGCACGGCUAUGGUGGGAUGGUGGGGCCAAGUCAAUAUUCCCAUCACCCUUACGGACAAGAGCAGCAGCAACAGCCGAGUUUAGCCCUAGCUACAGGCUGUCACCCUCCGUCCCCCGCCCACGGCAGCCAUCAGGAACCUUGCUGCUCCCCGUCUGCUGAGACCCCUCCCCCAGCACAGACCUUUGACUGGAUGAAGGUGAAGAGGAACCCUCCGAAAACAGGGAAGGCUGGGGAGUAUGGUUUUGCUGGUCAGCCCAAUACAGUGAGAACUAAUUUCAGCACUAAACAACUAACCGAGCUGGAGAAAGAGUUUCAUUUCAACAAGUACUUGACCCGGGCCAGACGGGUGGAAAUCGCGGCUGCCCUUCAUCUCAACGAAACCCAGGUAAAAAUCUGGUUCCAGAAUCGGCGGAUGAAGCAGAAAAAGCGGGAGAAGGAGGGCUUCGCCUCAGCUUCUCCGGCCACUCCAGGGAGUGAAGCAAACACAGAAGACACCUCAGACAAAUCGAACUCUACCUCGUCGACUCCCUCCCCAUCAUCAUCUACCUCAGAAACGAUUCAUACUUCAGGCUGA